CUUCCGCUUUUACCUGGAAGUACAACAGUUCGCACUUCGCAGAUCACCUUGUGCUGCAAAGAAGAUUCACAACAAACAUUUGUGAUUAAAGACCUCAGCUGAUUAAACUUUACUUUUUUAAAGAUUAUAAGGGCUGAUCAGUCGUUCAGCUGACAUGCUCCCGUUAUCUUUACUGAAGACCGCACAGAACCACCCGAUGCUGGUGGAGUUAAAGAAUGGUGAGACGUACAAUGGCCAUCUGGUCAGCUGUGACAACUGGAUGAACAUCAACUUGAGAGAAGUUAUUUGCACUUCAAGGGAUGGAGAUAAAUUUUGGAGGAUGCCGGAAUGCUACAUCAGAGGAAGCACCAUCAAAUACUUACGAAUCCCUGAUGAGAUCAUAGAUAUGGUGAAAGAGGAAGUACAGUCGAAGGGACGUGGCCGGGGAGGUAUGCAGCAGAACAAGCCACAGGGAAAAGGCAGGGGAGGUGGACCUGGAAGAGGUGGUGGAACCGGCCGAGGUGUUUUCGGUGGUCGUGGGAGAGGCAUGCCGGGAACUGGUCGUGGACAGCAACAAGACAAAAAGCCUGGCAAACCACAAGGUGUCAAAAACCCAAACUAAUUUAAUAACAGAUCG
Messenger RNA from Pimephales promelas (fathead minnow), 616 nucleotides. RefSeq names its product LSM4 homolog, U6 small nuclear RNA and mRNA degradation associated (gene lsm4). NCBI's taxonomy places the organism in Eukaryota, Metazoa, Chordata, Actinopteri, Cypriniformes, Leuciscidae. The record is from RefSeq and is a predicted model, not a curated record. Gene Ontology annotation, biological process: mRNA splicing, via spliceosome; nuclear-transcribed mRNA catabolic process. Gene Ontology annotation, molecular function: RNA binding.